Setaria italica (foxtail millet) is the source of this 601-nucleotide messenger RNA. RefSeq lists its product as uncharacterized. The record is from RefSeq and is a predicted model, not a curated record. Bases 63 to 407 code for a protein of 114 amino acids. NCBI's taxonomy places the organism in Eukaryota, Viridiplantae, Streptophyta, Magnoliopsida, Poales, Poaceae. The transcript has 2 exons.
UUCAAGCCCAUAAACCGAAGCCAAUCCACAAGCAAGUUUGCUUGGUUUUUUUGCCAAAAGAAAUGGGCAAAGGAAAGAAGCCGGUGGAUCCGGUGCUCAGUGAGGAAGAGAGGAGGAUGCUCGAGGCCAUGCGUGAAUUUGAGAUCAUUACUAGAGAGUACUUGGCUCUGAUGGAGAGGAUGGCCGAGUGGUUGGAGGAUCUUGAAGGGGACGUGGGCUGUGCCUCGGCCCUGCAAGCUAGGGCUACAGAGCUUUCAGAUACCAUGAGGAGGUUCCUGCGACAGCUAGACUGGGACGACGACGAGGAUGCCAGCACCAGCGGGAGUAGUGGCCUGACGGACCUGGAGCCCGAGGAUACCCCCGCCGAUCCCAAGCCUGAUGAUGAAUCUUCUUCAUCCUCCCCUUGAGAGAUCGCGCAUGAUGAUGCGAGAACUGUAAGCGUCUGGAACAUGUGGAAUAAGCUUGGGAGCGUUCUGUCGUCAAGCGCUGUCAAACUCUCUUUUCAGCUUCCUGUGUAGCUGAAAUCGGCGAUGUUUUCUUUUCUCUGGAAAUUAAAUAAAAUGGGGGAUCGAACCGUGGUCUUCCGCAAGUUAAUCUUCUA